Molecule: messenger RNA, 3559 nt
Organism: Zeugodacus cucurbitae (melon fly)
Lineage: Eukaryota; Metazoa; Arthropoda; Insecta; Diptera; Tephritidae
Gene: Lcch3
Product: gamma-aminobutyric acid receptor subunit beta-like
Exons: 10
Coding region: 763-2346 (527 amino acids)
Biological process (GO): nervous system process; regulation of membrane potential; chemical synaptic transmission
Cellular component (GO): GABA-A receptor complex; neuron projection; synapse
Molecular function (GO): neurotransmitter receptor activity; extracellular ligand-gated monoatomic ion channel activity; GABA-A receptor activity
Source: RefSeq, a predicted model, not a curated record
UGUACGAGAGCUCGUGUGCUAGAACGGAUUAACACCGCUGAUCGUGUGAAUUGGUACAACAAACUAAUACAUAGAUACGAACCGACACACGAACACGAGCACAAGAGGUGCAGAGCCAGUCACUGUAGACGAGGCGCGACGGGUCGUGAAAGUGAAUUGGGCUUUUGGGCAUAUGAAAAGGGGGCAACGGCGCACGAAAGCGAAUGUGAAAAGUGAAAUUAAUUUUUGUCUGCUGCAACUUUGUUGAAGUUGAAAUUUGUAAUCGGAACGUUGCGGCUGGUGGCGUUGGUGGUGUUAACGGUGUCGGUUGGACGGUCGUUAGAGCGUAUACAAAGCAAAAAAAAUUGAUACUAAUAACAACAACAACCACGUAGAAACGUUAACGAACGUUAUCGAAUCGCAUGAUGUACGAGUCUGUUAAUGAGGUGAUUGCAAUUGGAGAAAAAUGUUAAAAUAACGAAUCGACGCAAUGCAGCUAUUUCGCACGAAAUAAUUCACUAGAACAACAGCACCAAAUACAUAGCAAUACAUAGUAACGACGAGCGCAAAAUGCAACAACAACAACAAGAAGCAAACUUCAACAAGCUCCUACCAUGACAUACGUACAAUAAACUAAAGAGUUCUACAUACAAAUAUAUCACCUAUAUAUACAACAACUGCAACCGAAUCGCUCAUCACGGCCAGCAACGGGAUAUCAACACGUAUGAACGCCAACAACUCAGCACUAACACAACGCAGCACAACAACAAAAACACGACGAUAAUGUGGUGUAAAAUAAAAGGAAGUAGCAGCAGCCGAUGCAAACGAAAAGCGACGGAGUGCAGCAGCAGCGAGGGCAGCGCCAGCAGUGGGAGUGGCGCGACAAGCACACGACGAACGCACUGUUGCACGCUGCUACUUUUGGUCAUACUCACAUUGACGCACAUUCCCAGCGCGAGAUGUAAGCGAAAAGAAAUGGCUGCCGGUCGUUUGGAGAAUGUCACACAAACUAUUUCGAAGAUCCUACAAGGCUACGACAUACGUUUGCGUCCGAAUUUCGGCGGUGAGCCAUUGCAUGUGGGCAUGGAUCUCACAAUAGCCAGCUUUGAUGCCAUAUCCGAAGUAAAUAUGGACUACACCAUCACCAUGUAUCUGAAUCAGUACUGGCGCGAUGAGCGGCUUGCCUUCAAUGCAUACGGACCAUACUACGAUGAUGAUGCGGACGAUGAUGGUGUCAAUGAUGUGCUGACGCUCUCAGGAGAUUUUGCAGAGAAAAUUUGGGUGCCCGACACAUUUUUUGCAAACGACAAAAAUAGUUUCUUACAUGACGUCACCGAACGCAAUAAACUGGUGCGUUUAGGUGGCGAUGGCGCUGUCACCUAUGGCAUGCGCUUCACAACAACACUCGCCUGCAUGAUGGAUUUGCAUUAUUAUCCGUUGGAUUCGCAGAAUUGUACAGUGGAAAUUGAGAGUUAUGGCUACACUGUCAGCGAUGUGGUGAUGUAUUGGAAGCCGACACCCGUACGCGGCGUCAUGGAUGCCGAACUGCCACAAUUCACGAUAAUCGGUUACGGUACGAACGAUCGUAAAGAGCGUCUGGCCACUGGUAUAUAUCAGCGUUUAUCGCUCUCUUUCAAAUUGCAACGGAAUAUUGGUUAUUUUGUAUUUCAAACAUAUCUGCCAAGCAUAUUGAUUGUGAUGCUCUCGUGGGUGUCCUUCUGGAUCAAUCACGAGGCGACGAGUGCGCGCGUCGCUUUAGGCAUAACCACCGUGCUGACUAUGACUACAAUAAGCACCGGUGUGCGUAGUUCCUUGCCGAGGAUAUCUUAUGUCAAAGCCAUUGACAUUUAUUUAGUUAUGUGCUUCGUGUUCGUUUUCGCUGCCCUGCUCGAGUACGCAGCUGUCAAUUACACGUAUUGGGGCAAGCGCGCUAAGAAAAAAGUGAAAAAGUCCAAAGAUGGUGAAGGCAGGAAAACAGGCAAGGGCGAUAAAUCCGAAACGUGUUCAACAGCCGAUGACAUCAUCGAAUUGCAGGAUGUACGCAUGAGUCCUAUACCCUCAUUGCGUAAAGCCAACUACAAUAGCACGCUCGGCUCCAUAGGCACCGAAACUGUGGACCUGGCAAAGUUUCCACCGAGCUUUAGAAUUACGCGCAAUUAUGGCACAAAUCGUACACAUUUGCGUUAUAGAGGUCAAAAAGGCAAACCACGCAUGCUGCAUGCGCUGAAACGUGGUGCUUCGGCCCUCAAAGCAACUAUACCAAAAAUCAAAGAUGUUAACAUUAUCGACAAAUAUUCACGUAUGGUGUUCCCAGUCAGCUUUUUAGCCUUCAAUCUGGGCUACUGGCUAUUCUACAUUCUGGAAUGAUAGCACCUGCUGACACUUCACGCCAAAUAGGAGGAACCCUAGUUAGUGUGUAGUGUACAAGUUAAAAAAGACACCUGCAAAUUCAAAAACUAACCACGUAACCAAUUGCCAUGGCACAUGCAAAAUCAAACUGCGCAAAGAAAUCCAAUGUGAGAGAAUCCAAUCAAAAUUGUGAAAAAAAAAGAAAAAGAAAUCAAAAAAAAUUUCGCCAAAAGUAACCAAAAAACAAACCAAAUGUGUCCUCAAAUGAAUUAAAUUAAAAAACGAAUGUGAAGACUAGAACUAGCGAACCAAAGAAAAUUAGAGAAACAACACCAACCUAAAUUGUCAAAAUAAACCCUUUAAAAAACAAAAAAGUGAAAAAAAUAUAAAUAUCAGAAAAAAGCACGACUUCAUUGCCAUUUCGAUGGAUGUGUUUGAAAAUCUUAAACAAGUUCAAAAGAUAACUAAGAAAGUAAAAGAAAGUUGAGACUUAGUACUUAAUGCAACCCUUAGCUAUUACUAAAUAUAAAAUUAAUUACAAACAUACCUACAAAACGAAUUCUUACCAAUAUUUAGUUUAAGUUAGCAAUGAAUUAGGAAGUCCAAUUGAAUGAAAGAAGGUCUUAGAAAACAAAAAGUAAAAAAUAUAAAAAAUUAUAUAUCUAAAUUAAUUAGAUUGUAGCUUGGAACAGGAACCGAAAGAAAUUAUUUUCAAUUUUAAUUAUCCAAAUCAUUGGUAUUUCAAAAACAAAAAGGAAAAAGAUUUAUCUAGAAAUCCCGAUAAUUAUGACAUAUAUUGUUUCAAAAGAAAAAUUACAUAUGGAAAUAACGGUAAAAAUAUAAAUAUGUUAGAACGCAAAACCAAAAGAAUCAUUGAAAGAAAAAUAAGUUCCAACGAUGACCUAUUAUUUUCAUUCCGUUCCCCAGUUUAAGGCAUAUGUAUAGCCAUUUGGAAAAAAUAUGAUUUCUUCUUCCAACUUAUAGCUAUAGCAUAUCCUAGGUGGCAACCCUAAAAUCAAAAUUUGCUGUUAGCGUGUAAUUAGUGUAAGCGUACAGUUAGUUGAGAGUUAGGUGAGAAGACGAGUAGUAACAUAUGUUUAGGCAGACAGUUUUGGAAAUGGCAAAACAAAUGGACCUAAUUUUUAGACCACUAAGAUAAAACUGUUAAUAAAUCUACAAAUAAAUUAAUAUUUGAAAUUUGAAAUGAAUAAACGUGCAUAUGAUAUUUUAA